Nezara viridula (southern green stink bug) is the source of this 2495-nucleotide messenger RNA. NCBI's taxonomy places the organism in Eukaryota, Metazoa, Arthropoda, Insecta, Hemiptera, Pentatomidae. The record is from the annotation of a GenBank genome assembly.
CAAAACUGCCCCGAGAGGCGGCUAAUUCGAUUCAGAGUGUCCAACGCCGCAGCCACGGGCGGACAGCAAUGUCAACACACCGAAACAUCCUCCGAGUCGAAAGAAUUAACUCGCUGGUAUCUCGCAGUCACAUAGAGUUCCUUUUCAUUGUGGUAAACCAAAAUCAUUUACUAUACGUCUCCUCUACAUCUGAGUAUCGGAACCACAUGGCAUCAUAACCAAUAAUUAUGGGGAAAUUCAUCAAUACACCAUCAGUGCGUUUUCGACGCAUAUGGCAAGGUAGAAACAGAGAAGUAGGGAGGAGCACGAUGGUGCGUGGGCUCCGUGUGAAGGUGAUUAUAGUAUUUGGAGUAACAUUGAUAGUUUUCUUGUGGCUGAUAUCCAUGCAGUCGAUUGAAUCAUGGCGCCAAACCAACCUCAAGCAAGUGGGUCUUCACGAAUUACCGUCAGUCGAGUCUCCAUAUAUCGAUCCCACCUUCCCCAAAAAAAAUCAAGAUAGAGGACGGGAGAACAACAACUGCAUUAGAAAAUCAGAAUAUAGAAGCAACAUUUUAUUACCAAGAGGAAAAGAAAUAAUUGACUAUGCAGGCUUAGAUCAAGAGCCAAUUUAUUUAGAAGAAGGAUGGCACGAGCCGAAGGAUGAAUUAGCGAAACACUUCUUAGUGACAUACGUUGGGCCACGCGAAGAAAAUGACUAUGACAUGACCGAUCCAACGCCUAACCCCAAAAAUAAGAAACCCAAACCCAAUUGGCAAGGAUGGCUAGAAAGGCUAAGCGGUAAGAACUUAUCGGGUGAUGACAGCGACCUAGAAAAAAUAAAAGAUAUGCGAUUCCUCCAGUUAGAUGGUGAAUUAAUGUCACAUGCCGAACUCAAGCGAAGAUACCCGAAUUUCCAAUUUAGAGGUUUUACUGAAGACACUCUUCGCGUAUUCCACCUGGAUUUGAAGGGAGCUCCACCUACCCUUGAGUACCUAAGACGACUCCUUCCUCUUCUAGCUACCUACGGUUGUGAUACCAUUCUCAUCGAGUACGAAGACAUGUUCCCUUACUGGGAUGCUCUCGUUAAUAUUUCAGCGAGGAACGCAUACAAAAGGCAAGAUAUUCGAAAGCUGCUGUCUUGGACCCACGACCUUGGUAUGCAAGUGAUUCCACUGGUCCAGACAUUUGGACACAUGGAACACGUCCUCAAAUUGAAUGACUGGAAACACCUCCGAGAGCUCCCCGACUUUCCUUCAGACCUGUGCCCUUCCAAUUCUGGCUCCAUCCAGCUGAUAGAGGAAAUGAUAACCCAAGUGGUCAUGAUGCACCCGGGAAUCAAGUACAUCCAUAUUGGUGGUGAUGAAGUUAUUCAUGUAGGAGCCUGUAGAUCUUGUUCCCGAACUAAUCCUUGGAUACUGUAUUCCAAACAUAUCACUGAAGUGGCACAAAUGAUACGAAGGAAGUACCCAGAGAUGACUCCAAUUAUCUGGGAUGACAUGAUGAGACAAUGGAACCCAGAAUUCCUCACCAAUAAUCCUCUCAAAAAUGUCGUUGAAGUGAUGGUCUGGGAUUAUGUCGAUGUCAAUAACCUCAUAACACCUAUGUUGUGGCACUGGUACACGAAUGCUUUCAAGAGAAUUUGGGUAGCAAGUGCUUUCAAAGGUGCUGAUCUAUCCACAGCAGAUUUUCCUAAUCUAGAGGUACGAUACCGCAACACUAAAGCGUGGCUCAAGAAAAUAGAUGAUGCUAAGAUACCGAUAGCUGGGUUCGUUUUAACUGGCUGGUCGAGGUAUGAUCACUUUGCUGUACUUUGUGAGCUCCUCCCUCCUUCUGUACCUUCACUGUUGUUGAAUAUGAUAAGUAUUUCAAAGAAGCAUGUUUCAUCUAGUGAUGAAAAAAAAUUAUCGGUUUGGAAGGAGGCCCUUAAAUGUCCCUCGUCUUCCUUUACAUUGGAGAGCCUCAAAGAAGAUCAAAACAUAUUAACUAAAUGUGAUUAUCCUGGAGCUGAAGUUUAUGGAAUAGUAUUGCAUUACCUCAUACUCAAAGCUAAAACAGACACCCUGUAUGACACAAUGACCAAGAACAAAGCAUGGCUAACUCCUUAUAAUGUCAAUCAUAAUUUCAGUAACAUAUGGCGCAUUGUGCAAGAUUACACAUAUAUGAAAACUUAUACUUUAUUAUUAGACAUAAGGAAAUUUAAUAGACUGAGUAAAACUGUUUUGGAGAAAUACUUUGAUACAUAUACUGCCAAUGAAUGGCUGGAACAAAAAAUCAGUCCUUUGGACAAGAAACUGCAAACCUUGGGUGAUUCAGUGGAAAAACUAUUAAACAUAUCAAUUUGGCCUAGAAGGCCUAUACCAUGAAAAAAAUAUGAUUAGUUUUUUUUUAGUAAUCACGAUAAUAUUGUCACCUACCUCAUUAAUAAAAUUACCACAAACGAUACAUUCCAUAACCAUCCUUUAUAUGUAUGUGUAUAUGCAUAUUUGAUAUAAUAAAUAUUUUAUCGAGCCUUCUAA